AUGGUCUACACUGCCCCCACUGCCAACCUAGAGGAGCCCGCGGCACCCGUCCGCCAGGGUCACAGGCGGACGCGCUCUUCGGGUCACCCUACGUUCCCCUCCGGUUCCUUCAGCCCCUCAUCGAGUCCUGGUCCCUUUGGCUCGCUCGGCGUCCUGCCUCGCCGGAAGACGACGGGGAAGAAGGCGUUCUUCCUCAACGACGAGUCGCCCGAGGAGCAGGAUGACCCGAUGAUCCCGGCUCCUUCGCCCGUCCCCGCGCACGCGCACCUGGGUCUGCACAUCAACACUACGGCGCUCUCGCCUUUCCCGAACGGCGGUUCGCCCCGCAUCCCGUUCCCGCGCGCCAGCUCCUCGGGCCCGCCCUCACCGUCGGUCAUGCCGUCCUCGCCGCGUCCUCAGAUCCAGCGGACGCCGUCGAGCCCGGUCGUGUUGUCCAACGGAAAGCCGCUCAAGUCGUCGCUCAAGUCGUCCUCGUCCGUGCCUCACAUCCCGGACGAGCUGAUGCCGAACCACCACAGCUUUCACCUGCGCACCAAAUCCGAACCGGCCACGCCGUCGGUCAAGUCGGUUCACUUUGCGGAAGAAGAAGACGGUGGGCUCGAGAAGGUCAGGGUCUACAACCGGCAAGGCCGGCCUGCGAACCUGCUGGUGAAAACGGGCGAGGACACCGAGACGGAAACGGAAGCCGAGUUCCCUUUCCCGAGCCUCGCGCGCGGGAACGCAACGGUCGGCGGAAGCGACGCGCAGGCGACGUUCGAGCUCGAAGACUCGCACACGGGCAAGACGAGCGCCAUCCCGCAGACGGAGCCGGACGCAUACGCCAACGUCUACCUGGAAUCCAUGAGCCUGCCGAAGACGCGGCCGGUGGCCAUCCGAGGGUCCGUGCUCGUCCGCAACGUGGCGUUCGAGAAGCACGUCGUCGUCCGCUUCACGCUCGACGACUGGCAGACGACCUCCGAGGUCACUUGCCACCACGUCGUGUCGCUCCCCGGCUUGCCCCCUCCGUUCCCGAGGGCGCGCACCGCAGGAGAUGCGGUCCACGAAGUCGCCAAUUCCAGUGGCGACGACAAUGCACCGCGAUGGGACCGUUUCUCGUUCCAGAUCCGCUUGGAAGACUACGAGCACAAGCUAUCGGAUCGCGUCAUGUGGCUCGUCGUCAGAUACAGCUCACCGGGCGUCGGGGAGUGGUGGGACAACAACCACGGAGGAAACUACCGAGUUGGCUUCAGGAAGGCGGUCGCGACCAGCUCGCCCGUCACCCCAGUCACCAGUCAGCAAAGGACCUUCACGGCUCCAAGCACUCUUCGUACCACGCCCAUGAGCGGGUCUGCUGUGGCUUCGCCGCUGGCCAUGGUCACAGGCCCGAUGUCGCCGCCGAUCGCCUCAUCGUCGAUGCCCAUCCCGAUGCCAUCGACCGCUGCUCCAGUACAUCGGCCGUCUGCGAUCGCAUUCGGGGCAUCACCCCCUACGUCUUUUAUUGCUUCGACCGUACCUGCAUCUCCUUCGGAAUCUGCGAACGGCGUGCCCUUCCCGACGGCAUACCCCUCACCGCCCAACAGUGCGCUCCCGUCUCCGGAGACGGCACCCAUGCCUCUGCCGGAACAAAAGGCGCCACACUCUUGGUCCGCUACGGAAACGUUGCUCACAUCUCGUCCGUCCCUGAGGCCGGCAAGCAUGCAACGUUCGAAUUCCUCGCCGCCAUUGUAUCAUCCUGCGGCGCCAGUGCUCAAGAUUGGGUCGAAGCUCAGCUUGAAGAAUUACGCGGCUCCAAAAAUCGAUUCUGCUGUUAGCCUUCCUGCCCAUGGUCAUUCCUCGAGCGCCACGGACCUUGCCUCCCAGUUGAAGCGGGUCAUCAUAGGAGGGCAACCAGCUUCCGUACCGGCGGCACCAACGUCCUCGACGCCGGUGGUGCGGGUGACUGGCGUUAAGAACCGGACCGACUCGCUGGAAUCAGCCAACGAAACGCCGGCGAUGACCAUGAGCCCGUCCAGUUCGCGCUCCGCCUCACUCGACAGCGUGUCUUCAUCGUCUUCCGCGACUACCACGCCGUCCAUGCUCCGUGCUCUCCCCUUGGCGACACUCGGCGCUCCUCGCGCUUCCUCUCCGCUCACCUCGCCAAGGUCAUCUCCUGGAAUAUCGCCUAGCUCAUCGUUCACGCACCUCGCCAGGGCCGCGAGUCCGUCUGGUAGCCCGCGUCGAGGCUCGCCCCAGCUUGGAUUCUCGCAGUUGCCCAGGACCGCCGGUGGCGGACGUGUGGACUCGAGCGACCCGACCUACGCGGCGUUCGUCAAGCAAUGGUGCUUUGCGCAGAGCCCGGUGCCCAGUCCUACUGUUGGCCCGGUUGAGUCAGCGGACAAGACUGCCCCCAAGGAGGAAAACUCGUGGCUGGGUGCUGGCAGCUACAACGUUGGUGCCACGGUGAACUGGGAGGCCGGUAGGGCAUGA
Messenger RNA from Punctularia strigosozonata HHB-11173 SS5, 2445 nucleotides. RefSeq lists its product as uncharacterized. Gene Ontology annotation, biological process: regulation of glycogen biosynthetic process. Gene Ontology annotation, cellular component: protein phosphatase type 1 complex. Lineage: Eukaryota; Fungi; Basidiomycota; Agaricomycetes; Corticiales; Punctulariaceae. Bases 1 to 2445 code for a protein of 814 amino acids. The record is from RefSeq and is a predicted model, not a curated record. The transcript is spliced from 4 exons. Gene Ontology annotation, molecular function: protein phosphatase 1 binding; glycogen binding.